AUGCUCUUGCAGGAACUCGAGCAAGCCUCUGCCAACCAGAAGGUUACUUUGUCGGUCGGCGGCAAGUCGAACGGCGAGAGCGCGACGCGCCGUCAAUCGACUGAAGCGGCGUCUCGAGAAGCGCAGUCCCCGACGCGCGACGGUCCUGGAACUUUAGGGUUGGGCGAAAGCAUCAGCGGAAGCGGGCGGAAGAGAGAGCAGGCGGAGCGGAGUCCGCUUGACGGCUUGCAGUUGGGGGCCGGGGGAGGAGGUUGCGGCGGUCAGGGGUUUUCGUUUUCCCCUGUCGGCAAUCCCGAGGGUCAUCAGAAGCGGCAGGAGACGAAUCCUGGGGGAUGCGCAGAUGGAGUGACUACACACAAUGUGACUAAAGGCGUGGGCAGUCGAGGAGACGGUCAGUACGUCGGGAGGAGUUCACUCGGAGGGGAGGAUGCUAGGGGUGUGAUUGAAACGAGACCGCUAGGAUUCGUGCGGGAGGAGAAGGAGAAGGAACCGUCGAAGGGCGAUGAGCGCGAGAGUGAGCGGGAGGGAGGCGAGGCGGCACGGGACGGGGUUAGGAGGGGAAGAGAGGGAGGAUGGGAGGGGUGGGAGAAGCUCGUGGGGUCAGGAAAUGAGAUUCCCGCGCACGAUCAGCAACAGCAGCCGCAUCGGGAUUUUGAGACGUCUCCGAACGACAAGGAGCAGCAGCAGCCGCCACCAUCGCAGAACGUAUUUGGCGGCGACGCGCAUCGGCCUGUGGAGUAUCGAGUCACGGCGUGCGAGGAGGGGCGCCGCCCGCCCGCGUGGAAGCCGGCGGGUUCCGCGGGGCACUUAAAGCCCGACGACGACCUCACUCUUAAAGCGUUCCUCAAGGGCGGCAAAAGGCGCCACGGGGGGAGUGCGGUGCGCGGCGCGCAGACGUGGCAGGCGGACAAGAUUGCGGACGCGUGGCGGGUGGCGGAGGGGCUUGCGGAGAUGGAGCGCGUGCGGCGGGAGCAGGCGGGUCGGGGCGCGCAUCCCCCUUCCGGUUCUGCAAAUGCCCCGCGCGUUAUCACUACUGCGACGGCUGUAACCGCCACACCGGCAGCGGCUGGUGCCAUUCAGCGUUUUCCAUCUGCGGACGGCCACGCCGCCGACUUCUCCCCUUACGCCAGUGGAGGCGCCGCCGUGAAGGCCAAUGGCGCGCCAGGGGGUGGGAUCGCCCGGAGCGACAGCGCGCGGAAGGGCAAAGCGGCGGUUGCGGACGAGCCUUGCGGGUUUGACCGGUGCGCCAGCAGCGAUUGCACGGGCGGAUCGUCGCAGGGGGAGAGCUCAAGGUCGCGCGGAGGGGGAAGGGCGCGCAGAGAGGGUAAGAGGCGCAAGGGUUCGCGCUUGUCGGGCGGAGGGGAGCGGAAGGGGAAGGUGAAGGCUGCUGGUGCUGCUGCAGGUGAUGCUGCUAUUGGUGUUGACGUUACUGCUCCGACCGAUUUGAGCAUUGGGGGGAAGGCGUCCGCGCCAGGCGCUAAAAGCGGAGGGGGGAGGGAGAAGCGCGGAGUAGAUGCGCGCGCUGACGUGGCAGGAAAGGUCGCGGCGCAGCAGAGCGAGAAGGCGAAGCAGAUGGAGCGGAACCUCAAGGUAGCUUCCGCGCAGCUUCUCACCCUGCAGAAAUGGGACGAGGGAUCAAGAGACCUAGCAGUGCGAUGGGCUGUAUGGCUCUUGAGGCUCAUCCGCAAAUCCGCCCCCACGCCCCCCCCGCCCUCUAUCCGCCUCCUCCUCUUCUCUUCCAUCCUCAUGACUCUCCCUCGGAUAGCCGACUCUCUCCUCCCCCUCACCUCCCUCCCGGGCCUCGCCUUCUCUCCAGUGUCAGCCUCGGCAGCAGGCUCGGUGAAAGGCUCGGCAGGAGGUUCGGUGGCCGAGGCGGUGAGGCAGAUGCUGCGGAGCGUGUGUGCGCUGGUGGGGGCGGUGGGGAGGAGUCAGGUGUGCUUCUCCUCCCUGCACUGGGAGAUUCUACAGGAGCCGUUGGAUCGAGCAGAGGAGCAGGGAGGAGCUCAUGCCUCCGGUGCUCCUGUGCCCGGUGCCCCUGCUCCUGCUCCUGCUCCUGCUCCUGCUCCUGCUCCUGCUCCUGCUCCUGCUCCUGCUCCUGCUCCUGCUCCUGCUCCUGCUCCUGCUCCUGCUCCUGCUCCUGCUCCUGCUCCUGCUCCUGCUCCUGUCGCUCCUGCCCCUGCUGCUCACCCACCGUCUACCUUGGAGUCUUCACAGCAUCACGGUUUGGACCUCGCUCUUUCCGCACCUGCAGAAGCAGCAGCUGUUCCUGUUCCUGCUCCUGCUACUACGCCCGCAGCUGCAACUGCCAACCCGCUCGCACACCAACCAGCGCCACCCCUGAACGCGCACUCGCAACGUGCAUUUGGGUCGGCGCAGAGGAGGCGGCAGAGGGCGGUGGAGCAGCAGGCCAAGGAGCUCUGCAGCGGGCUCUUCUCCCCGUACGGGCGGCAGGCCGUGUCUGGUAGCGGCGCCAGUAGCAAGCGAUCAGACGGUCCUCCUCCUCCCCUUCCUCCCCCUCAUGUUACUGCCGCUGCCGCCGCCGCUGCUGCUGAUGCUGCCGCUUCUCCCUCUCCUAGUGCAUCUGCCUCAGCAGCAGCAGCAGCAGCAGCGAGCAGUGGUCGCAUGGCCAAAGACACAGCAGCACCCAAGGAAGCAUCAGGAUCAGGGCAUAAGGGCACAGCAGCACGUGCAGGCACGUCGGUGUGGCUGGGAACCCCUCUGGCUGCUGGCAUGGGGGCGAAGAUCGCCGUGGGCGGCAGGGGCAGCGCCAGUGCUGUUUACCGCGAGCUGUCCUCCCGCUGUGGGUCCUCUGGGGGAUGGAAGAGCGGAGGGGAGGGGGGUGUGGGGGAGGAGGGGAUGGAGGAAGCAGCCAACGGGAGCAGCAGCGCAGGGCAGGGCACAGAGAUCAAGAUUGAGAUGGACGCGAACGGCUGUGAUGAUGCCGCGGCCACAGCCACAGCCUCUGGCGAAGAAGCAUGGGAGGGGGCCUUGGAUUCUGCUGUUGCAGCCAAGUGUGGGCCAACUCGCCCCUCUGUGUCUGCCUACGAGGAGAGGCAGGAGGAGGAAGAGGAGGAGCAGCAACUGCAGAGGCAAGAGCAGCAGCAGACGCAGCAGCGGCCGGAACAGCGGGAACAAGAGCAGGAGCAGGCACAGGAGAAUGCGCAGCAAGAAGGGGAAGUGGAGGACCAGAGACCGCAGCAGCGUGCGGGGAAGGAACGAGUGGGAUCAAUGGCAGAUGCUCCUGUCGCAGGCGCUGCUGCUUUAGGUGUUGUGACAGGAGCCGCAACAGGGACAGAGACAAUGGGAGCAGUGGGUACAGAUACCGCGGGGAGUGCAUACACACGCACGUUCACUCACACGGGAUGCACGUCAGGCAGCACAUGGAUGCAGGAGGGCGGGGAGGGCCCGCACAUGGUGUCGCGACCACGGUCCAGGAGGAAGAAGAUGGCCAAGCGCGAGUGA
Messenger RNA from Closterium sp. Naga37s-1, 3462 nucleotides. The record is from the annotation of a GenBank genome assembly. Lineage: Eukaryota; Viridiplantae; Streptophyta; Zygnematophyceae; Desmidiales; Closteriaceae.